AUGACGGGAGACAAACCCUGGCCCCAAGUGCUUGUGGGCAACAAAGACCACACAUCCGCCGCCGUAGUAAUCAUCGGAGCCGGAAUCAGCGGAAUAUGCACCGCGAUAUCUCUCCUCCAGUCAAGUCCUCCCAUCAACAACAUCAUCAUACUUGAAAAGUCCACCGGUCUCGGCGGCACCUGGCGCGACAACAAGUACCCCGGCUGCUGCUGCGACGUGUGGUCGCAUCUCUACUCCUUCUCUUUCGAGCAGAACAGCGACUGGACACGCGAAUACCCCGGCCAGGAGGAGAUCCUCCGCUACCUGGUCUCGGUCGCUGCUAAAUACAACAUCUGGCCUCUGAUCCGCUUCGGUACCCAGGUCGAGACCAUGACCUGGGACGAAUCGACCAACGAAUGGAAUGUCGCUGUGCGCGUAACCUCAAGCAAAGACGCCGAGUUUGGAGAGGAGUAUACCAUCAACACCGACUACGUCGUAAGCGCCGUUGGUCAGCUCAAUGUCCCACGCAUGCCCGACAUCGAGGGCCUAGACGAAUUCAAGGGCAAGGUAAUGCACAGCGCACGCUGGGACUGGGGCUACAGUCUCAAAGACAAGAAAGUCGCCAUCAUCGGCAAUGGCGCCACUGCUGCGCAAAUUAUUCCGGAGAUCGUGAAGGAGGUGGGAAGUCUGACCAUUCAUCAGCGGACGCCCAAUUGGAUCAUCCCACGGGCGGACGCGCCGAUCUCGGGCUGGAAAAGGAGUCUAUACAAGUGGGUGCCGCCCGUGAGAUGGCGGAAGAGGAGCGAUAUGAUGGAUUUCAGAGAGGCGUUUUAUGAUGCGGUGACGGAUAAUGAGAGCGCAUUUGCGAAGAUGUUGGAGGACUCGCAUCGGGUGUUGAUGAAGAGUCAGUUGGCGGGGAGGGAGGAGUUGUGGAAGAAGUUGGAGCCGAACUAUAAGGUUGGGUGUAAGCGGGUGAUCAUCAGCGACGACUAUUUCCCCGUCUUCAACCGCUCCAACGUCCGCCUCGAAACGGGCUCCAUCGACCGCAUCACGUCCGCAGGCAUCACCACAGACGGCACCACUGAAGACUACGACCUCAUCAUCCUUGCCACAGGCUUCCGCACCGUCGAAUUCAUGCACCCGAUUACCAUCACCGGCAAGAACGGCAGAACCCUAAAGGACGUCUGGAAGGAGGGCGGGCAAGCACUCUAUGGCGUGACCAUCGAGUCUAUGCCUAACUUUGGCAUGCUGUACGGGCCAAACACGAACUUGGGGCACAACAGCAUCAUUCUGAUGAUCGAGGCGCAGGCAAAGUAUAUCGCGGGCAUGGUGAGUGAGGUGGUUAAGGCCAGGUCUGAGGGCGGGAGUCUGUCGGUUACGCCAAGGAGUGAGCGGGUGGAAAGGUUCAAUGAGGAGAUUCAGGAGGAGUUGCAGAGGAGCAGCUUCGCUGAUGCGAACUGCAAUUCGUGGUAUAAGCGGAAGGAUAACGGGAAGAUCACGCAGAAUUGGAGCAGGAAUGUGGUUGAUUAUCAGAAGCUUCUGAGCAAGAUCGACUGGAGCGAUUUCGACCUGGAGGGCACCGUGGCGGCGGAGUUCAACGAUGGAGGCAAGGAAAGCACGCACCUGGGCCGCGUAAGAGAGGAGUCCUUGGUCAGCUAUCAGACUAUGGGUUACACAGUGCUGGGCCUGGCAGCCGUUGGUGUGGGCGCUGUUCUGCGGAACUCGGGGAGGCUCAGACUUCGUUAG
Molecule: messenger RNA, 1725 nt
Organism: Cyphellophora attinorum
Lineage: Eukaryota; Fungi; Ascomycota; Eurotiomycetes; Chaetothyriales; Cyphellophoraceae
Product: Baeyer-Villiger monooxygenase
Exons: 3
Coding region: 1-1725 (574 amino acids)
Molecular function (GO): flavin adenine dinucleotide binding; N,N-dimethylaniline monooxygenase activity; NADP binding
Source: RefSeq, a predicted model, not a curated record